Molecule: messenger RNA, 1907 nt
Organism: Spea bombifrons (plains spadefoot toad)
Lineage: Eukaryota; Metazoa; Chordata; Amphibia; Anura; Pelobatidae
Gene: CDC20
Product: cell division cycle 20
Exons: 11
Coding region: 81-1604 (507 amino acids)
Biological process (GO): positive regulation of ubiquitin protein ligase activity; anaphase-promoting complex-dependent catabolic process; positive regulation of anaphase-promoting complex-dependent catabolic process
Cellular component (GO): anaphase-promoting complex
Molecular function (GO): ubiquitin ligase activator activity; protein binding; anaphase-promoting complex binding
Source: RefSeq, a predicted model, not a curated record
GUGACCGUUACGGGCUAGAGCUCUUUCUCUGUGUUGGUGGUUGAUCGUACCGGCGUGGCUGGCACAGUGAUUAUUACAUUAUGGCUCAGUUCGUUUUUGAAAGUGACCUCAACAAUAUAUUGAAACUGGACACUCCGAUUACGAAUGCUCCUCUGGCGAGAUGGCAGCGGAAAGCGAAGGAGGGCGGCUGCUCUUCAGGCACUGCUUCUGCCAACACCAGCAUCGUAUCGCCCAUGAAGGCAUCCAAUAGAUCUCACAGCUCCAGCAAGACCCCGUCCAAAACCCCAGGUAAAUCCGGAGCAAAGAUGCAGGUUACCCCCUCCAGAGCAGGCGGCGACCGCUUUAUACCCAACCGCAGCACGAUGCAGAUGGAUGUCGCCAGCUUCCUUCUCAGCAAAGAGAAUGAGCCGGUAGACGGCUCUCCCACCAAAAAGGAGCAGCAGAAAGCGUGGGCGAAGAACAUCAAUGGCUUUGAUAUGGAAGAGGCAAAAAUUCUAAGGCUUGGUGGCAAACCUCAAAACGCCCCUGAAGGAUACCAGAAUAACUUGAAGGUGCUUUACAGCCAAAAGACCACUCCUGGCUCUAGUAAGAAAGCUGGCAGAUACAUUCCCUCCAUGCCUGACAGAGUGCUCGAUGCUCCAGAUAUCAGGAACGACUACUAUUUGAAUCUGAUUGACUGGAGCUCGCACAACUUCCUCGCGGUUGCCCUCAAUGACUCCGUGUAUCUCUGGAACCAUACUUCGGGUGAUAUUAUACUGUUACUACAGAUGGAACAUCCUGAAGAAUACAUAUCAUCUGUGUCUUGGAUCAAAGAAGGGAGUUAUUUAGCUGUAGGCACCAGCAAUGCUGAAGUCCAGCUGUGGGAUGUUCAACAACAGAAGCGUCUGCGUAACAUGGUCAGCCACUCCUCUCGCGUUGGCUCUCUGGCCUGGAACAACCACAUUGUAUCCAGUGGUUCUAGAACUGGUCAUAUUCAUCACCAUGAUGUGAGGGUAGCUCAGCACCAUGUAGCCACCCUCACAGGGCACACGCAGGAGGUCUGUGGCCUUAAGUGGUCCCCUGAUGGACGCUAUUUGGCCAGCGGUGCAAAUGACAACUUGGUUAACGUCUGGCCUAGUGUCCAAGGAGACUCUGGAGAGUUUUCACCUGUGCAGACGUUUACUCAACAUCAAGGGGCUGUUAAGGCGGUGGCUUGGUGCCCGUGGCAAUCCAACGUGUUGGCAACUGGUGGGGGAACAAGCGACAGACACAUUAGAAUCUGGAAUGUCUGUUCUGGAACGUGUUUAAACGCCGUCGAUACUCACUCCCAGGUUUGCGCAAUAUUGUGGUCCACAAACUAUAAAGAACUAAUCUCUGGCCACGGAUUUGCCCAGAAUCAGCUAGUGAUUUGGAAAUACCCCACGAUGACACGGGUCACGGAGCUUAAAGGUCACUCGGCGCGGGUGCUUAACCUGGCCAUUAGCCCCGACGGCUGCACCGUGGCUUCGGCAGCGGCGGAUGAAACCCUUCGCUUGUGGAAAUGUUUUGAAGUGGAUCCCGUCACAAAGAAAGAAAAGGAAAAGGCGCGUACCAACAAGAGCAUCAUUCACCAGAGCAUCCGAUAAAAGGAGCCCGCGUCCUGCGAUUUUAAAAUGCAAUCUAAUGUAUAGGUUUAUAUAUUGAAAUAAAUGGUUUAUUAACUUGGGACGGCUGUGUAUCUAAGUACUAGGCCUUCUCAUAAAAUGUGUUUUUAUAAUCUACUCCCUUUAAAUGUUUUUUUGAAUGCAACAUGUAUUUAUUAUUAACUAAACCUCGUUCACAACUUUACACGUAAUUCCAUUAUCACAUGUUCCUCCAGAAUUACCCACUUGUAUGAUACCUUUCCAACGCAUCAUUUUGGGAUGUGUUGCAUUAAAGAGUUUUUAUUA